Molecule: messenger RNA, 9450 nt
Organism: Girardinichthys multiradiatus
Lineage: Eukaryota; Metazoa; Chordata; Actinopteri; Cyprinodontiformes; Goodeidae
Gene: lmtkb
Product: apoptosis-associated tyrosine kinase b
Exons: 14
Coding region: 822-5789 (1655 amino acids)
Biological process (GO): brain development; peptidyl-tyrosine autophosphorylation
Molecular function (GO): ATP binding; protein tyrosine kinase activity
Source: RefSeq, a predicted model, not a curated record
ACAGCAGGAUUAGUCAGGGUUAUUUUACAGUGGGACUUUCCCUGGUCAUAAACACAUUUUGUUCAUGUUGAAUUAUAUUUUAUUUCUCCAUAUAUCUAAGUCAGGAGAUAAAGACUCCACCUGCAGUAAAACAGGAUGACGCUCAGUCUCCUUCUUGAAGAUGCAGCAGCUUCUUCAGCCUGCAGAUUGUAGGCUGAAAGCAUUUCUGUGCAGCAUUAAAAAUAGCAUCUCCACCUUUUCUCUUCUCUGUGCUGAAUAUUUCAGUCAGCUGAGGAUGCUCGGACGGCUCAGCCUCCAACGCCCCGUCCCCCGCCCUGCAGACACGGCGUAAAAACGCUCCAGAAAUCACAUUCGGGCGCAUUACGGAGCAAGAUGGCGCUCUUGCUGUCAGCACCUCGGACAGCACCGGUGGCUUGCACACAAAUCCCGCUAUUCUUUUAACUUCUAAUUAAUUUCUGUCCAUUUAGACGGUUGCCAUGUGUUAAAUCUCUGCGGGUCAGAGUUCUGGGGUGGUGUUAGAACUUCCAGGUGAAGGUGGGAGGAACAAACAGCUGCUCUCAAACAGGACUCGUUCCUUCUCAUCUUCAGGGGGGACAACCUGAACCAAGUUACUCAGAAGGAGAACAGAAAAGAGAUUCAUAUCUGCGGUAAAAAGUCAGCAGCUGGUUAAAACAGGCAUAUCGGGAGGAGAGAUGAAACGACGUGUUGCGGAGUCACGGUGGACCCACAGCAGAAAUGAAGCUCUGAUCUCCCGGUUUCCUGUCUUCUGAGUCCCGCAGUGUUUUUCCUGGUUUUCCGGCCCUGCAGCCCCUGCUGGGAAGAUGCUGGCGCUCUUGGCGGCGGUGUGUUCGGUUCUGUUCAUCCCCGGCUGUGCCCUCAGCUCGCAUUUCAACCCCGAUGGCACUCCGCUGAGCGAGCUCUCCUGGUCAUCCUCCCUGGCUGUGGUUGCCAUCUCCUUCUCGGGCCUCUUCACCUUUGUCUUCCUCAUGCUGGCCUGCCUCUGCUGCAAGAAGGGCAAAAUGGGCUUCAAGGAAUUUGAGAAUGCGGACUGUGAUGAGUACCAUGCAGACAUGUCCACCUUGGCCUCACCGGCUUCCCAGGGCACUCCGGACGUCUACAUCCUGCCGCUCACUGAGGUGUCCCUACCGACCACUAAGCAGCCGACACGAUCCGCCCAGCUGCUGAGGUCCUUUGAACUGAGCCGCCACAGUCUGCUCUACCUGAAAGAGAUCGGACAUGGAUGGUUCGGGAAGGUUCUGCUGGGGGAGGUGAACACGGGCCUGAACACCACCCAGGUGGUGGUGAAGGAGCUUAAAGCCAGUGCCAGUGUGCAGGAGCAGAUGCAUUUCCUGGAAGAAGCACAACCUUCUCGCACACUCCAGCACCCGGCUCUGCUGCAGUGCCUGGCCCAGUGCACAGAGGUCACCCCCUACCUGUUGGUCAUGGAAUUCUGUCCACUGGGGGAUGUGAAGGGUUACCUUCGAAGCUGCAGAUCUAACGAGGCGAUCACCCCUGAGCCCCUGAUCCUGCAGAGGAUGGCCUGUGACAUCACAUCAGGACUGCUGCACAUGCACAAACACAGCUUCACUCACAGUGACCUGGCCCUGAGGAACUGCUUGCUGAGUGCUGACAUUUCAGUGAAGAUCGGAGAUUAUGGUCUGGCCCACACAAAGUAUAAGGAGGAUUUCUACGUGACCUCGGAUCAGAUGUAUGUGCCACUGCGCUGGAUCGCUCCUGAGCUAGUGGAUGAGGUUCAUGGAAACCUGCUGAUAGGUGAUCAGACCCAGCAGAGCAACAUCUGGUCUCUUGGUGUGACUAUCUGGGAGCUGUUUGAGCUGGGAAACCAGCCCUACAGACACUACUCUGACAGACAGGUCCUGACAUAUGCUGUAAGAGAGCAGCAACUGCGACUACCCAAGCCGCUGCUCAGAGUCCCCCUGGCUGAGCGCUGGUAUGAAGUGAUGCAAUUCUGCUGGCUCAAACCUGACCAGAGACCCAAUGCAGAGGAAGUGCACCUGUUGCUCAGCUAUCUUUGUGCAAAAGGGGCCAGCGAGGCCGAAGAGGACUUCGAGAGGCGCUGGAACUCUUUGCGUCCUAAUCCUGGAUUCAGCAGCAACCAAACCACCUCGACGAUGGCUAGAGACCAACCCCCAUCAAGCUCCUCUUCUUUCCCUCUGCUAGAGCAGUUUGCAUCUGGUGAUGGAUACCAUUCAGAGUCUGGAGAUGACAUACUGACAGUCACAGAGACCAGCCACGGCCUGAACUUUGAGUACAAGUGGGAGCAAGCUGGAGCAGAUGCAUCCUAUAUAGCCCAAGAGUCCCCAAGUAUGUGUGCUCACACCAACCGUCAUUGUCCAGAAGUAUUUUAUCCACCAGGGGGCAUUGUUGGAGGAUGUCCUAUGGAGAGCCUGAGUCAUGGAGUUUCUCCUCCUUACUAUCAACAAAAACACUUGCAUCCACCCAGUGUGCUCCCUGUCCUCAGUGCCCAUAGCCCCUCAGUAAGCAGUGAAUAUUAUAUCCGUAUUGAGGAGCCCGUGGACUGUAACAUGGAUCCAGAUUACAACAUGUGCUCCUACAGCCCAGACUUUCAGGGCAGCAGUGGGAGCUUCCUGACUGGUAGUGCAGACUCUGGUGAAUGCAUGGCCUGCCCAUCACAAACAAAAAACAUGGGUCCCUAUUGGUCUGCGGAAAUCCACAAAUCUGACCCGUAUGACUCGAAUGACUCGAGUCCAGCCAUCUCCUUGACAAUGGAGCCACUUUUAGGUCAAAUUUCAGACAGCAGCCCCCUUCGACCAUGGGAAUCAAGUCAUUAUGUGUCCUAUAAAGACAGAGACGGGGGCUACUACUAUGAGCACUCCCCUCCUUUAGAAAUAGAUCCCUAUCUGAUUGGAAGUGAGCAUUCUAGCGAGCAUCAUCAAGAAAGCUGGGGGUCUAGAAGCCUUCGUCAGGCUUUAGGAGAACUGGAGAACCCUCUUGGUAUAUCCCCUUCUGUAAACAGUCUACCUGAACAGGCUUACACUGAGUCUUACCUGGACACCAGUCAGACCUCCCUCUUAGGGAAGAACAUGAUGGGGGGUUACUAUGACAUGAUGGGCUCUCUAAGGAAGACCAUGCCCAGCCACACGAGGCACAAUAGCCACUCUGUCAAUAUUAACAUGAAGACCAGAGGAGCACUCUUCGUCGGACAAAGAGACAGCGAUUCAGAGGAAGAAGAAGAGGACAUAUUUAUUGAGAGACACACUUGCAACACAUGGCCUUCGAAACACCGGCACAGCAGUGCUGGCCAUCACAGGCGGGCGAGCCACAGCUGCAGACAGGACUCCUACACCGACUUUAACUACACCAUGCCAAGUACAGACAUCGAAGACACUUGGCCGGACCAGCACAGCCUGGCUUUUCACUCUCUUCCCAAACCCAUUGACUAUCUAGAGCCACACCAGGCCAAAGAUAACAGUGCUUGCCUUAGUCUGAGUAAACAGGACACCAUUGUGCCCUCAGACAACUGCAAUGCCUACAUCUACCUGUGCCACGAAGGGGACACUCAGGUGCCACCAUCUGGAGAGUGCUGCCACAACCAUUUUGUUGACCCACUCACUGGUUUGUUAGUGAGAAACAACAACUACUGUUACAACUACAGUCACAGCAACUACAUUACAGAUAAGGCCACUGAUAUUCUCAGCAGUGAGGAGUUGAUCAAUCUAUCACCGGCUCCUGGGGGUCCCAUUGUUUCCAAACAUGCUUUGAUAAAGUCUGACGACUGUGACAGGCAGCAUGGUAAUGUUACAUCUGAUGAAACACCAAUUAAGGAGAAGCAAGAGGAAGUUAUCAAAGAAAAUCUGAUCAUGCAGAAACCACCAGAGCCUAGAAAAGAAGAGGUAACUCUGAUGAUGACCAAAAGUACUCCUCCUCCUGACAACAGGCACGUGAUGGUUUGCAUUACAGAUCCACAGUCAGAGCUGAGCCACACAGCUGACAGCGGUGUGGACCAAGGUGGCUCCACUGUAAGCCUCGCUGACAUCCUCGACUGCAGCGACGAAGAUGACGGCAUAACAGACGUCACUUCAGGCAUCUUUGCAGAUGAGGGCAGUGAUUUGACCGCAUCUCCGGCUUUCAAAUCUUUGCAGAAACAAGUAGGAACUCCUGAUUCCACGGACUCAAUGGAUCUUCCAUCUGCUGCUGGAUCUUGUGAAGGACUCAGCCCUGCAUCCUCCCUACCAUCCAGCUCACCUAAAGCCAUGGACAGUGGUUAUGAUACAGAGAAUAAUGAGAGUCCUGAGUUUGUCCCCAAAGAAUCCCAUGAAACCCGACCACAACCUCAGGCGAAGCUUACCCUGGAUUCCAGUCUGGAGGAAGUUGAGGAGAACCAUGAGGAAGAGGAUCAAGCAGCCCCAUCAGAGGUUCAAGUAUCGUUGGGUCAAGACUUGGUUUUGGAAAGCUUGCAGACAGAAGACCCCAUUCUUUUACCACUGAGUAACAAGACUCCUUACAGAGACUCUGCCUACUUUUCAGAUUGUGAGAAUGAAAAGCAAAGUCGGGAUGAGGAGAGGGAACUUCAGCUGAAAGAAGCGGAUCAUCACAGUGAUGGUGAGAAACAGCACAUGGAGAGAAAAACGACGGAGAAAAGGAAAAGUGCAGAGGAGGAAAAACUAAAAGAUUUUGUGGUGAACAGAGGCCUAAAACUUGAAGUGUACCAUGAUCCAAAAGGCCAAACAAAAUCUCCUCCUCCAGAGAUAUGCUUGACAGAGGAGCACUGCCAGGAAGAGGAACCUUUAGAUUCAACCUUAAUUGCCGAGGGGAUACUUGAUGAAUGGCCAUCCCAUGAAGAGAGUUCAGCCUUGGGGGACUGGGCAGCUGAGGUGGUGGGGGCCAUGGAGGAAGCUCUUGGUGCCCUUAAAGAAGACUGUACCUCCAGCUUUAAGGAAGAGAAAGAAAUGAAGGACAUAAAAGAUUCUGUUGAGGCUUGCAAGAUGGAGGAAACACCAAUGAAAACAAUUCACAAAAGGCCGUCAGGGAUGUCUGGCGAAAUCUUGCACAUCUUACCCAAAGAUGAGGUGGCGCUGCAGCACACAGCUAAUAGCAGGCGGUUCUCUUCUUCCUCACCAAUCUCUCCAUCCAUCCCACAACCUCCACUUCCCGCAACAGAAGAGCAAUCAUUUCCCGCUGCCGGUGAGGAGGCCAACAAGGAGGACGCUGAUACAGACAGCGACGAGUCAGAUGAGGAGCUGCGAACCUACAGUGUGCAAGAGGAGAACGAAAGUGAGGAAGAGUGCCACCCUGUGCCCAUAGUGUUGAGCGACAACAGCCAGGCUCACAAACUGCGAAGUCUCCUCAAGAUGCCAUCGCUGUCUGCAGGGGACCUGGAGGAGGAUCACAAGAAGAAGACAGUGUCUUUCUUUGACGAUGUUACCGUCUACCUGUUUGAUCAGGAGAGUCCAACUAAAGAGCUGGUUGAGCAUGGCGUCCCAUUAGCAUCAGUGGGUUCAAGCUCUGGAAGGAAAUCCCAGGAAAGGCCUAAUGUCUCCGAUGGUUCUUCAGAUGGAAACAUCUCAGAAGAGAGUGCAGGGUUUGAGUGGGAGGACGACUUUCCCCUGCUACCUCUAUCAAUGUCCUCAACGGCAGCCGACUCUCCUCCUCCUCGCUCCGUCACCAAAGGUCCGGAGCCCAAACCAGUCCAAUUGUCCCGCUUCACCGUCUCCCCAUCCAACGUGUCCCGGUUCUCCAUCACUCACAUUUCUGACUCGGAUAUGGACUCUGUAGGAGGAAGCAGUGAAGAUGGAGACAAGGAAUAACAAGCCUCUGUGACAACAGCUGGGACUAUUUUAGCAUGACUUCAGAUUUUUUUAUAUUAUUAUCAUUAUCAUUGUAAUGUCAGGUUUUUCAAACACAAGACAGUGCCUCUUACUGCCUGCGGACACUUUGAAAAUGAUGUCCUCAUGUAACACUGGCCUGAGUAGUUUAAAAAAGCCUAAAAGGAUAAUGAUAAAAAUAUCAAAUUUUAAGAAGGCUGCAUAAAAGAUGACCUUCUUAAAAGAGCGCAGAGUUUGGCCCCACAUAUUUUUGGAUCAAAAACAUCAUGGUAUGAAAGACCUUUGGUGGAAAUGGACACAUUGGGCACCUUUUUCAUUUUUUCAUUCAGAACUGGAAUCAUUCAUAAAGAUGUGGAGCCAAUCUUAACUACCUUGGCAGGACAAAGAAACCUGCUGUCAGAUUGUUGCUAAUUAAAACACAUCCACUCCGUGGCUUUUCAACAAAGGACGAGCACUUUGAACAAGACUAAUCAGCUUCAGCCUUUCUACUUUUAGCAAAUGUUUUACUUGUACUAAUAAAUACCAUGAAUGCUUGAGGUAUCACAAGUAAUAUAAUGUUAAUAUUUGGUUCAUGUAGAGAGAUUGGACAUUGUGGUGGUAAUGGGAACAUGAGCAGCUGUCUGGUUAAAGACUGAACUGUCUGUCAAAUCUGAACUACCCAACUGUUCUAGACACUUUUUUUUUUCAUCAGUUUCACAAAAAAGAACAUCUUUGCCACCAAACUGAGUCCAUGGCAACCAACAACUGAAAGCGUCACAGAACAACUUUCCCCAAAGUGACUUGCAGCACUUUUCUUUAACAAUACACAGUUUCAAGAAUCUAGGAACCACUGUAAGAAUGAUUCAAACAAAAGGAAAGAGUGACAUUAGUUAUAUCCAACAAUAGGUGUGCAUGUUUGCAUAUUUUCUGCUUCGGUUGAGAAAUAAUUCAUAUACAAGAUGGGUUUUUCUUUUGGUUAUUCUGAACACAUAAAGGUCACUUCAUCACAUUGAUGCAAAGAUCUUGUAAAUUCAGAGCAGAUUGAAAGCUCUAAAGUUUACUGGUUCACAACAUCCACAGAUACUGUUCAUCACACUGUUAUGCAGCACAGAUUGGCACAGCAGCACCAAACAGCACUAUUGUAUUGUCCUCACAGCAGUUUCAGCAGUUGGGCUUUUGGAAGAUUAUGUCUCAGUACAUAAUAAAAAUAACUUUAAAUUGAUAGCUGUAAAUGCAAAGCGAUGGCAUUAACAUAUUUAUAACAAAAACAAAACUGUAUCCUUGAAAUCAACUUUAAAAGGACUUAUUUUUUAAAUGCCUCAUUCCCAAAACUGUGCUUCAUAUCAUCUUACAGUCAAUUAUUCUCUUUAUAAUCCAUCUAUCAAUCUUUAACCUUUUAUCUGAACCCAAUCAUAGGACAAACAGCUUCGGCAGAGACCCCCCGACCUCCCUCUUCCCAGCUACUUCUUCCAUCUCAUCCAAAAUAACUCUAAGGUGUUCCCAAGCCAGCUGUGAUAUAUUUUCUCUGUCCAGCAGGUCCGUGGUUUGUAUACCUCCUACCAAUGGGAGAGAGCCACAAUGGAAAAGUUGGCUUUUUUCAAAUUGGAUGGGGUCAGCCAUUCUAAGUGAGGAAUCACAUUACAGCCACAAGUAUUUGCAGUCUCGUUCCUUUGGUCAUUACCCACAGCUCAUCAACAUAAGUUGGCAUUAAAGUCUAGAUCAGCCUUUCAGCUCUCCUCCUCCCUAACUAUAACAGAACAGUACAUUGUCUUUAUCACUGCAGAUUGUGCACUCAUCCAUUUGUUGAUCACCGGCUCCAUUCUACCCCAAUUUGUCCCGGAUUCUGUUCACAGUUUCUAAGAGCAGAAUUUCCAGGUGCAACUACAAGGUGAGGGGUUUCCAGACAGACUUCAGUAACACGACAUGUUCUCAACUAGUAAUGUAAUUUGCCAUAAACACCAUUACUGUCCCACAGAUGGUUUAACAUGCAAGCUGUUAACAAAACAUUUAAUUAUGGUGAAAGAACAAUGCAUCUCCUAUGUUAACAUUCAGAAAUGUUAAACCACAGAGAAAACCUUUGGUAUCAUAAUCUUAGACUUAUCAGGACUUUCGAUUGUAUUAUCGCAUAUUUCCCCCUACUGGCUAGAUCAAGGGUCUGCAACCAGCACCUUCAGUCCUACAAUUGGCUCUUUGGACUUUCCACAGUGGCUCUUAAAAUUAUAUAGAACCAACUUAAAUUUUUAAAUAUAGAUUUAAUAACAAAUGCAGGUUUUAGCCAUUUUUCAUUUUUUUCAUUGAAUAAUCGCAUUGAAUUUCUUGUGUCUGUAAGAUUUUUUUGACAUUAGAUUAGAAACUAAUGGGGUUUUUUUUACAUAAUUUUUCACAAAUAACAUCUCAGAAAUAUGGGAAAUGUAAAGAAAAUGUGCCCAUCCUAUUUUAGCCAAAGAUUUAUGAUUUUUCUGUAUUUGAAAACCUAAAAAUAAAAAUUACAAUUUUCUUUUAGUAGAUCAAAUAUAAAUUUUCUUUUUUUAUAGGACAUGUAACAUUUGUGGCUCUCAACGAGUCUUAUUUAGCUGGACUGAGGGCAAAAAUUACUCAUUGGAUUGUAAAGGUUGCAGACCCCUGAGCUAGAUGCUACUAGAAAUUUCUGAGUUCAGUUCCUCCAAGGUAAAAACAUCUAGCUUAUCCUGAGUUUUGCGAAUCAUUUUGAUUUUUUGUAGGACUAGAGUCCAUGGUGUGCUCCUUUCUUCCUGGUUCCUCCUAAUGCUUCUGCUGGUCCAUUUUGCCAGUGUAAGAUCAAUCAAUCAGGAAGAGUCUACCUGGGUUGCACUUCUAUGAUAAAAUGUCCUUUUGAUGCAGAGCUGAAGCACAGCAGAGAUAGAUCAAUUAAUUAAAAGUUAACAGUUACCAGGUUCUGUUUUAAACAUUCAGUGUUUGUUCUCUGUCACUGGUUUGUAAGAGUGAUUGAAAGUACUUGACUCUACUGUCACUGUAACCUGCUGUUUAUUCACUACAGAUUUGUCCUCUCACUCUGGGAUUAGCUUAACAGGUUAAACAUUUCCUAUUUAAAACCCGAGCCAUAUUGUUUUUGGGUGGGACUCCUGAGUUAUAACAAUUUAGUCUGAUUGGUUGGGUCAGCUGAAAGGCAGAAGGCGUACCAUAAAGUGUGACAAUGCUGUGAUUUUUGUGUCAAAACUAAAAAAUAAAGACACUGAUGAGUUCCCAGAGCCAUGAAAAUGCAGGUUUCUGCUUUUAACCAACAUGUAGUGUCCUCUAUGUGUUUGCCUUUCAAGGCUUUAAUAUUCUGUAACAAUUUAGCAUAGAAACAUUGGCGGUCUGUAAUAUUUUUGUAUUGAGAGAAACAUACUUUGAGCUUAGCUUAACCUGUGAGGCAGGGAAUGGAAGAAAGAUAGGAGCAUCUACAUCUACUGUUGCCAAAGACAUGUUGUGUUGUGUUUCAGGGUCAAGUACAACUGGUGUUGUUUUCACCCCAAAGCAAAGACAGAGAAAAGGAACAAGACAGCAGCUUUGGCCUGAACUGAUUGUAGAAAUGUGCAGGAGGAGGAUUGGAAUACUGUCUGUAAUAUGUGCCCGCACUAUGACCUGUUCAAACCAUUACUUUCUGUACUUUCUAUUAGAUAUAAAUAAACUCUGGUUUACACAG